This is a messenger RNA of Cladocopium goreaui, 3418 nucleotides long. The record is from the annotation of a GenBank genome assembly. Lineage: Eukaryota; Dinophyceae; Suessiales; Symbiodiniaceae.
CCAUGGUCCGCCGCAAGCAUUGCCUUACGCGCACCCAGCAGAUCUUCUGCGAGCUGACCAAAAGGACGAAGAUAGCAGGGCCGAGCUGCGAAAGCUGGUGCUGGAGGCGUCCGAGGAAGUCCUUGGCGCGCGUGCGGCGCGCUGCCAGGAGACCUUGGGCGCACUGAGCGAUGCAGGCUAUGCCUGGGCCACGGCAGCGGCAGGCAGCAGCCUGGGCGAGGAGUACAGCGAGUUACUCCAGGUGGACGCUUCGCGUCACCCGACGGGACGCGACUUGCGGCUGCUCAAUGCGGCGUUGCACGGCGGCUUCACCCAGCGCUUGGCGGGACGAUGGACCGAGGGGUGGCAGAUGGCGAUGCGGCUGCACCUGGCGUUCUUCUACCUCUUCGGUCGUUAUCAUCACUGGGCCCAACGCCUGUUGCGCCUGCGAUUCAUUUCGCUCGCCGAGCGGCCGGACCGGAACUUCACAUAUCGCCUGCUGGGGCUGGUGCUGAUGGCUCAACUCCUAGGGCAGUUGCUGAGCAAAGUCCUGGCAAAACGGAGCUCAGAUGAGAGGCAGCUUGAUGGCAGCGCCUCGCUUCAAGCCGCCUUGGCCGGCGCAGCCAGCGCCCCUUUGGUGCCGCGUAGCGCCCUGGGGCGGGGGAGGCUGCCACAAUGCAAUAUUUGCAUGUCUUGCCCAGCGGAUGAUGUCACUGCCACGCCCUGCGGGCAUUUGUUCUGCUGGGAUUGCAUUGCGAGCUGGUCUGGUGGCACAGGGGUGUUCGCUGAAGCCUUCGUGCCCCCUGUGCCGUGCGCAAAGCCCUCCUCAGAAGCUGCUGCCUUUGUUGCACUACGCCGCACCGAUGUGAUGCGGUCCAUGCGGCACCAAAAAGGAGAACGCAGAGUGGCCUUCGAACGUUUGAUCGACCCCUUCGUCAGCGGCGUCUAUGCGGGCGACCCUUCGACGCUGUCCGCGGAAGCUGCCACUGGCCGCGUCCAGGUGCUGGAGAAAAAUGCCGGCUCCCUGGUGGCUGGUGCCAUCAAACUUUUCCAGGACCGAGCAUCUAAACCUGCAGAGCCUAGGGACCCGCGCCUGCCAGAGGUGAAAGGCCAAACGGUCGGAUCCUUUCGAAAAGGCCUCAAGCAGUUUAGCGAUGCGCUGUGUGAGGACGUGGCGAAGCAUGGCAGCCCCGUUCGGUUGCAGUGGAAGCUGACGAAGUUGGCCUACGACAAGCAGACAGAAAUGCACGUCUUGGACUAUGACACGCCGGAGGGACCAAAGCGCUUGCGAAGCAAAGCUUUGAUCCUGACCUCUCCCAGCUACAUCACUGCGCCACUGCUGAAGGAGGUGUGCAGUCCCGCUGCUGAAGCGCUGGAGGGGAUUCGCUAUCCUCGCGUGGCGGCCGUCACGGUCGAGUAUCACAAGAGUGCCUUCAGAGAACCUGCUCAUGGCAAGGGCAUCGUGAACGGCUUCGGCCAGCUCCACCCGCGGUCGCAGGGCAUCCGAACCCUAGGUACCAUCUAUUCCUCCUCCUUGUUUCCGAAUCGCAUGCCAGAUGAGAACAAGAUCAUGCUGCUGCAUUAUAUCGGCGGCGCCCGAGACCCAGAGCUCUUCGGGGGGAUCCAGGACCUCAGCGAAGGGCAGCUGGUGGAGGCAACUCACAAAGACACAGUGGAGACCAUGCUGCAUUCCACCGAGGCUGUGUAUGAGGACAACCCCAAGGGCCCUACUGCUUUGAAGCAUCCCUUGAUGCCAUGGCCUCCUGGAACCGCCAAAGGAGAGUCCAAGGGCCGAGAGCAGGACCAUACGAAGAAGGUCAACAAGAAGAAUGACAACAUGGAUGAGAAUACUGUGCAGUACAGUGUGGACAGCGCAGGCGUCCCAUACCCAAGAAGCUUGUGGGAAGCUACUGUGGAGUACCACGACUACGUGCAGUGGAAUGAAUCUUUUGGCGUGCCAGUUGACACUUUCGAUGUCUUCUUGAACGACUACCCCAAGGCAGUGAAAGACAAUAUUAUGAAAGAGUAUGCCGAGACUCCGAAACGUUUAGUCGCAGAUCCCUUGGUGGGGGUAGCAGACCUGAUGCAGCCAGUAGAAAAUCUGCUGCAACGAGAGAAAGGGAUCAACCUCGCAAAGUACAUCCAGCCGCCGUCUGGUGUUUCUUGGAAAAGUGCUGUUCCCGUUGAGUGGCUCUGCAAACACCAGGAGCUCUUGACGGACUACAUCAACAUCUCAAAGAACACCAUCAUCAGUGGCAAAAAGCACAAGUUAGCCCUUGAGAAGCUUCAUCAUCAGCAUGACAUACUUGGAGGUCGCAAGUCCACUCAAGAUGCCGUGGACUACGUGGACGACACCAUCCGCAUGGCUUUAAGCCAUUUGCGCCAGAUGUGCCAAGUGGUUCAGAAAAAGGAUACGACGUACCGAAAAUGCAGUCCAGCGAUGCAAGAAACGUUGGAAAAGUUGCUGGUGAAAAUCGACUUUGGCCCGCAAGAAUCCUGUACGGACAUGGUCCCCUACGAUGGCGAUGCCCGUGGAGGUGACCAAGGGCAAGGUAGACCGAGUUUUUCGAGGGCAGGGAGCUCAAGGGAUGAUUUGGGCGCCUCAGGUGGCAAUGCUUUGGCGUCAGGGCCAAAUAGGAACAGUGAGGUGGAGAUCGGAGAGAAUGUGAAGUUGAGAAUCUUUGGAGAGAAGCCUGAAAGUGUUUUUGACAGGAUCUUGAGCAAGAAGCCGAGUGACGCAACAACUCCAACGAAGAAGUUGACCCAGAAGAAGAAAGAGGACACGCCCAGUCCUGGAGACCCCUUUGUCUGCAGCUUGGAGAAAUUACCUGGAGAUGAUGAUCUUUUGAAAAAGGCAGCAGAGGUGCCACCUCUUACCAAGGGUGGAAAGUCUCAGCAGCAGAGGCUAAAUUCAGCAAAAAAGAUGAAAAGGCCAGCAGCAUCCAAGCCAGGAAAGGAGGAGAAGAAGUGCAAGAAGCAGAAGACCCUUGACCACACCCAGGGUGAGGACAAGGAGGAUGAAUGCCCACCUCAGAAUGCGAAGAGGCCGGCUGCUUCCACGAAGAUGCAGAAAACAAAAAACGAUAGCGAGAAGAAAGGCAAAAAGAAGAUGGGCCCACCUUCCGACCAGCUGGACCCUAGCAAGCCAGCAGAUCGUGCGAUUUUGAGGAGAAGAGCAGAUUCAGAUGCCUGGCACAACACCUUCAAGCAAGAAUUCGCCAAGAAUGAAGAUGAGGACAAAAGCAAGGAGUUGGCAAGAGCAGCUGCAAGGAAGGCAAGAGAAGAGUUUGAUCGAAAGCAUCCAAAGCAACCAGUUCAGGCAAAGUCGAAGGCAAACAAGAAGGAGAAGGAGAUCACACCGGCAGAGGAUAUCAACGUUCAGCCUCCAGAUGUUUCACAGGAGAAGACUUCAUCGACGGGCCCACAGGACAUCGACUAA